Penicillium digitatum Pd1 is the source of this 666-nucleotide messenger RNA. The record is from RefSeq and is a predicted model, not a curated record. Lineage: Eukaryota; Fungi; Ascomycota; Eurotiomycetes; Eurotiales; Aspergillaceae.
AUGCUUUUGGAGAAGACAUGUGGGGAAGGCGACGCAAUGUGGCUGGGCAAGGGCGGCAACCCUAAGCACAAUUGGAACCUCACAAUUCUCAUUUUCCAUCGACGGCACACUAACGACUCAUCCACCACAGCGACAAUCACAAUGGGGCGUCUUACUGAGUACCAGGUCAUCGGGCGUCACCUGCCCAACGAGGCGAACCCCACGCCCAAGCUGUACCGCAUGCGUAUCUUUGCGCCCAACACUGUUGUGGCCAAGUCGCGUUUCUGGUACUUCAUGGCCCAGCUCCGUAAGCUCAAGAAGGCCAACGGCGAGAUCGUUUCCCUGAACGUGAUCGAGGAGAAGCGUCCCCUCAAGGUCAAGAACUUCGGUAUCUGGAUCCGCUACGACUCGCGCUCCGGUACCCACAACAUGUACAAGGAGUUCCGUGAGAUGAGCCGCACCGACGCUGUUGAGGCUCUCUACCAGGACAUGGCUGCCCGUCACCGCUCCCGUUUCGGUUCCAUCCACAUCCUCAAGGUUGUUGAGAUCGAGAACAACGACAGCAUCCGCCGCCCCUACAUCAAGCAGCUCCUCCAGAAGGACCUCAAGUUCCCUCUGCCCCACCGUGCCGGUGGCAAGGUCGGCAAGAAGGUCUUCGCCUACUCUCGCCCCUCUACCUUUGCUUAA